Helianthus annuus (common sunflower) is the source of this 1504-nucleotide messenger RNA. Its product is annotated as E3 ubiquitin-protein ligase CHFR. NCBI's taxonomy places the organism in Eukaryota, Viridiplantae, Streptophyta, Magnoliopsida, Asterales, Asteraceae. Gene Ontology annotation, cellular component: nucleus. Bases 1 to 1308 code for a protein of 435 amino acids. Gene Ontology annotation, molecular function: metal ion binding; ubiquitin-protein transferase activity. Gene Ontology annotation, biological process: ubiquitin-dependent protein catabolic process; mitotic cell cycle checkpoint signaling; protein ubiquitination. The record is from RefSeq and is a predicted model, not a curated record. The transcript has 14 exons.
AUGACAGAUGAACAAGGCGUGAUUUGUGUGAAUGGUGAAGGACUUGAUAUCGUGUCUCUUGAAGAUGACUUCAAGUCUCUACUCAUUGUGCCAUUGAAUAGUGAACAUUCAAAUGUCGAAGUGCAGUCUGAUGAGGUGGAGAUACAUUCAGAUGUCGAAGUCUCUUCGUUUGCAGAUCAGGGAUGGUGUAACAUUACAAGAAAUUCAGACCUCAGUUCUGCAACAUCCGAAAAUACGAGACUUAAGAUAAAACCAAUGAAUGAGUCUUCCAAGAAGGUGUUCAAGAUUUCUUUAGACUCGGAGCAUGCAAAAUGCAGCCUAUGUUUAGAUAUCUGGCAUGACAUUGUCACAGUUUCCCCUUGUCUCCACAACUUUUGCAACGGAUGUUUCUCGGAGUGGUCGAGCACGUCACAAGAGGAACAUGCGAUUGUUCUUUGUCCCCAUUGCAGCUCUGACGUACAAUCUGUGGGGAGAAACUGUUUGCUACAUAGGAUUGAAAAGAAAAUACGGAAAUAUGAUUCUUUCGUAAGACGUAGUGAUGAGGAACUUGUUGUGAACUCCUAUGCAUUGAUAAAAUCACUUCCUGUCAUUAAAUAUGUAAAGAAGCCAAGAAGCAAGAGGUCACGUGUCAUGCGAGAAGAAGAUAAUAAUGUCAAUGUCUUAGAUCUUGCAUGUACUAAAUGUGGCACAGAGUAUGGUGGGUUUCAAUGCAACGAGAACACAGUGCAUCUGCAUUGUUAUGCUUGUGGAGGAAUGAUGCCUUCUAGAACCGAUAUAGUUGUGCCACAAUACUGCAUAGGGUGUGAUGGACCAUUUUGUGGAGCUUAUUGGCAUUCCCAGCAGGUUAAAAAAAGUGACUCAUAUUGGAUGUGUGCUCCAGAGGCAUUUAACCCCACCGGAGAACGGACUAUUACAAGAAUUCCUUAUCUGGCACACGAAUGGAACUGGCAUGAACAACAUAUCACCGAAAGAUGCAUACAGCAGAUGGGGAAAACCCUCCAAGAUGUUGUGUCGGAAUGGGUUACAAAAUUGAAUGAUGGAGAAAUAGAUCGUACAAGGAUGCCACUGAAUCACUCAGAUAUGAUAACUUCUGGAACACAUCUAUGCAAUGAUUGCUAUGAUAAACUAGUCUCAUUUCUCUUAUACUGGUUCCGGAUCAGCUUGCCAAAAGACCAUCUACCUGAGGAUGCAGCGCAAAGGGAAGAUUGUUGGUAUGGCUACGCUUGUCGAACACAGAACCAUAAUGACGAUCAUGCUCGUAAAAGGAAUCAUGUUUGCCAUCCAACCAAGGGUGUUAUAGGAAAUUAGCUUUAGCUUGAUCCAUUCGCCCCUAUGCUUUAUUUUGAGGUCAAUAUGUUGGUAAAAUGGUUGAUACUUGUGAAGGUUUGAAUUAUGAAGUGCUUGUUGACUAAUUUGGGCUUGUAAUGUGUGCUUCUGUACACUUUGUAAAUCAGUGUCUAUGUAUAUUGUUUUAUACAAACAUUACAAAUCUAAAGUUGUAAGA